AUGGCCUAUGAUCGCUACGUGGCCAUUUGUGAUCCCCUCAGACAUUCCACCAUCCUGACAAACUCCAUUGUAGCCAAGAUCAGCCUGACCGUGCUGCUGCGUGGUGUCAUCCUCACAUUGCCCUGUCCCCUCCUGGCAAGGCAGUGGCCAUAUUGUAGAACCAACAUCAUUCCUGAGCCAUACUGCUCACACAUAGGUGUGGUGAGCCUGGCCUGCGCUGACAUUCGUGUGAGUAGUUACUACGGCCUCUUUCUCCUACUCUGUGUGAUGGGGCUGGAUGUGAUUUUUAUUGCUGUCUCCUAUAUCGAGAUCCUCAGGGCCAUCUUCAGACUCCCCACAAAAGAUGCCCGGCUCAAAACUAUUGGAACCUGUGGCUCCCACUUCUGUGCCAUGCUAGCCUUCUACAUGCCUCUUCUUUUCAUCUCCCUUGUAAACCGCCUGGGCCAGAAAGUACCCCUGCAUUUCCAUAUUUUAAUUUCCAACUUGUAUGUGUUGAUGCCCCCAAUGCUGAACCCCAUCAUCUAUGGGGUGAGGACCAAGCAGAUCCACAACAGGCUGCUCCGGCUCUUUACUCAAAAGGGUACCUAA
Molecule: messenger RNA, 588 nt
Organism: Pelodiscus sinensis (Chinese soft-shelled turtle)
Lineage: Eukaryota; Metazoa; Chordata; Testudines; Trionychidae
Product: olfactory receptor 52E2-like
Biological process (GO): G protein-coupled receptor signaling pathway
Cellular component (GO): plasma membrane
Molecular function (GO): olfactory receptor activity; G protein-coupled receptor activity
Source: RefSeq, a predicted model, not a curated record